CCUCUUUUGUCUCAGCCUGCUCACCCCUGCUGGUCUCCCGAGCAAACUACACCGCCCCCCCCCCCGCCGUGAGGGGCGGGCACCCCGAAACUUUCAAGGUCCCCAGUUCUAGAUCGCGAGUGUUCUGGCGGGAGAGAGCGCGAAAAGCGCCUCGCCCGAACGCCUCCCCUCUCAGGGGAGUCAGCUGGGGGCAGAGCGCCCGAGCGAGCUCCAUCCCUCCCGGUGUCAGCUCUGUGCUUUCUGGAGACUCCCAGGCUGGCUUGCGCGGGGAAAGCGGACGAGCUUGGAAGAAAGCUGGCCCGGCGGCUGCAGACCCGCCCUCGGCCGCAAGGGAGUCCCAUCGGGCAAGACUCAGUGGGGCUCCCGAACCGCAGCGGGAGGGGGUCUGGGUUGGGACCAGACAUCGAGGCUCCCGGCUCGCCGAGGAACAGGGCCAAUCUGCGACCCCGCAGCGAAGGAGCCGUGCGCUAGUCCCGGCUGCCGCGGCGGCGGGGCUGCCGCUCGCUCGCAACCCGGGGCUUCUCUCUUCCCCAUCUUCUCGGCGCCUCUCAGCAUCUUCCCGCUGAUGCUCCGCCACAGCGCGCUCGGGUCUCCCCGGGAGCCCGGGACGUCCGGUCCGCCGCUCUCCGCUUCAGCUCUCGCAGCUUCGCGAGUCCUCCGGGAGGGGUGGGCUUGAGGGCCAGGGGCGGGUCUGAAGGCGGGCCUGGAGGCGGAGCUGUCUCUGCGGCAGGCCCGAGCUCCGCUCCCCCCCUCAUCUGUCUCUCUCUCUCCCUUCCUCCCUCCUCCUCCUCCUGCUCCGGGCUCCGCCCGGCAUGGGGGGGCUAGCGCCUGGCAGGCCAGUUGAUCCAGGACCCAGGGAGGGGCUCCCCCCAGGCCUGGUGGUGCUGAGCAGAGUCUCACAUCUCCUUCUUGUCUUACGACAUGAACCUGCUCUACCGAAAAACCAAGCUGGAGUGGAGACAGCACAAAGAGGAGGAGGCCAAAAGGAGUACAAGUAAGGAAGUGGGACCUGCAGGUCCUUCAGGGCCAGGGCCUGGGGUUCGUGCACGAGACGUCUCUUCACUUCGACGCUCUCUCAGGAUGGGCUUCAUGACCAUGCCUGCUUCCCAGGAGCAUGUCCCUCACCCCUGCCGUAGUGCCAUGGCUCCCCGCUCCCUCUCCUGCCAUUCGGUGGGGAGCAUGGAGAGUAGUGGGAGCACUACUGGUGGAGGUGGGAGCAGUGGAGUUGGGGGAGAUGUUGGAGCCCGGAGGCCACCUGUGAAGCCCCGGAGACAUCCCAGCACUAAACUCAGCAUGGCUGCAAGUGGGGCUGAGUUACCUCCCAGCAAGAAAGCAGGUUCUCAGAAGCCAGGUCCUGAAGGCCGUGAGUCUAGCCGGAAAAUCCCUCCUCAGAAGCCAAAGCGCAGUCCCAACACCCAGCUCUCUGUCUCUUUUGAUGAGUCCUGCUCAAUGGCUCCUACUUCUCGAGUUGGGGCCCUGCCCCUGCAGCGACACAGCCGGGGGGGAAGGGGGGUAGGUGAACAUGAUUUGAGCUCACAGGAUGAAGAACCUGUCUACAUCGAAAUGGUGGGUGAUGUCUUCCAGGGUGGCGGAGGGAGUAGUGGAAGAAGUAGUGGAGGUCCAGCAGGUGCCUCUGUUGGAGGAGGGGGAACAGGCCCCCCAACUGGCCCAGACUCUGACUCUGAGGAGAGUGAGGCCAUAUAUGAAGAAAUGAAAUACCCACUCCCUGAAGAUGUAGCAGAAGGCCGGGCCAAUGGAGCCCCCCCAACAGCUGCUGUCUCUCCAUUGCAUCAUACUCAUUCUCAUCACUCCCACCGUCGUCCAGCUUCUGCCCUCCAGAGCAGGCAGAAUGGGGCUUCUACUAAGAUUUCCCCUUGUGAAAUCCCACCACCUUUUCCCAACCUUCUCCAGCACCGUCCCCCACUUCUUGCCUUCCCCCAAGCCAAGCCUACUACCCGGACUCCGGGGGAUGGGGUCUCUAGGUUGCCAGUUCUCUGUCACACCAAGGAGUCGGCCGUCCCUGUCCCAGCUCUCCAAGUGCCUGGACGGGAUCAAGAGACAACCCCAACCCCGCCUCCUGCUGCCAAUUUGCUGCUACUAGGGCCCUCUGGUCGGGCACGGAGCCAUUCAACACCACUGCCCCCUCAGGGCUCUGGUCAGCCUCGAGGGGAGAAGGAAAGAGAGAUUCCUAAUUCCCAUAGUAUGAUCUGUACCAAGGCAGCAGGAGCACCAGCAUCUUCCCCUAGCCCAGCCAUGUUGCUCCCAGGACCCCCCAAGGACAAAGCUGUGUCUUAUACCAUGGUAUAUUCAGCCGUCAAGGUGACAACACACUCUGUGCUACCAACUGGCCCAUCUCUGGGGGGUGGGGAGCCGAAGACAGAGAAGGAAAUCUCAGUCCUUCACGGGAUGCUUUGUGCUAGUUCCAGGCCAGUACCUACUGGGAAAGCUGCCCCCCACAGUGGACCCGGAAUACUUCACCACCGGAGCUGCCUGGCUUCUCCCCACAGCCUUCCUGAUCCUACAGCUACCCCCCUUUGUCCCCUCUGGACCUAUCCAACCACAGCUGGUCUCAAGAGACCCCCAGCCUAUGAGAGCCUGAAGGCAGGGGGCUUGCUAUCUAAGGGCUGUGGGGUUGGGGCUCCUGCUCCCAUGGUCAAGAUCCAACUACAGGACCAGGGUACCAGUGGGAGUGCAUUUGCUAGCAUCUCCUGUGCUCAUGUCAUUGCCAGUUCAGGGACACCAGAGGAGGAAGAGCAGGAGGAGGAGGAGGUGGGAACAACGACAUUUGGGGCGGGCUGGGCCCUGCAGAGAAAAGUCCUGUACAGAGGGAGGAAAGCAAAGGACUUGGAGACAGAGUCUGUAGAAGGUGUACGGGCCUGGAAUGGUAGUGGAGAAGCUCCAAGCAAGGCAGAAAAAGAGGAGAAGGGACUCCUCUCAUCAGGCAUUCCUGUGCGAAGCCAAGGGGCAGAGGGCCUGCUGGCCAGGGCUCAUCACAGUGGGGACCAGGCUGGAGGGGGAGGAAGCCGAACAGGACUUACCAUGCCCUGCCAAACCUUCCCUGCCUGCCACCGCAAUGGAGACUUCACAGGAGGUUACCGCCUAGGGCGCUCAGCCUCUACCUCUGGGGUUCGCCAUGCUGCUGUCCAUACCCCAAGACCCUGCAGCCAGCCCAGGGAAAUCCUCAGCCAGACCCAUCCUGCACUGCUGCUGCCUCUUCCCCCACAGCCAGUCCCAGAGAGGGAUGGCAAGUUGCUGGAGGUGAUCGAGAGAAAACGCUGCGUCUGCAAGGAGAUUAAGGCAAGGCACCGGCCGGACCGGGGGCUCUGCAAGCAGGAAAGCAUGCCCAUCCUCCCCAGUUGGAGACGGGGGCCAGAACCCCGAAAAACUGGCACUCCUCCAUGCCGCCGGCAGCAAACAGUCUUGUGGGAUACUGCUAUCUGAAAGGGGCAGGAUUGGGGGGCAGAUCCAGAUAAGGACUAAGGGAUAAACUAAUGCCCAGUCUCCCCCUAGGAUACCACCCUUUAAAGGGGGCCAAGUAAUCAUCUCCCACUAGGAUUCUGCCGUGGGAAAGAGAAGCUUGGUCUCUCUGAAGGAGAGUCAGUAAGAACUGAAAGACAGUAAGAACAAUUCACCCUCCCCCUCGACCACCAAGACCCUGGAGGCUAAGUGGAAUGGUAGGGGAUUGAGGAGUGGGCAGCUCCCUCAAACAACACCUACCUUCUGCCCCUUUGCUGGACUUUGGGGAAGAAAGGUAAUACAGGAGCUGAAAGUGGAGGCCUUUGGCUAUUCCCCUCUUGUCAGAGCUAUGGAUUUCUCAUCCAACAAGGAUAGAUGAUAAAACUGGGAGGGAGGGAAAGGGCUGGUAAGAAAAGAGGGAGGUGGGGCAUAUAGUUCCAAAGGGGAAAAGAAAGGAACUACUUUAUAGAGAAAGUGGGGAAAGGGAGGGGAGGUAUUUAUUUUAUUUAUUUAUUUUUAAUCUAGAGGAGGAAAUCUAUACCCCUCUUGUCCCUCUGCUGAAAAGGGGUUAGGGAACUGAGAUACUACGGGAAUCAAAGAAGCUUUCUUUCUCCUAAAUCCCUAAAUAUCUCACCACUCAAAUCUCUCCCAUAAUCAGUAUUUCUAGCUUGAGGGUAGAGCCAGGAAUGAAAGAAGAGACUAGGAAAGUGUGAAAUUUGGUAGUGAAAGUGGCCUGGUCUCCAAAGUUAGGGGCUGGGGCCAGGGAGGGAAGAAUGGUGGGAGUGGAGAGAAAUUGUAAAGGGGGGGGUGGUGGUAUUUAUUUAAAUUAUAAAGAGAAAACAAGAACUACCAGGAGCUUUUUUAAAAUUAUUAUUCAUUUUGUUCCAGAAUAAUAUAUUAAAAGAAUAAUGAUCCUAGAACUGGCCUCAUAUGUUUAAUGGCACCUUGUUCUAUAUCUUAUACUAUUGCCACUGCUCUCCAUCUUUGUCUUUGACUGGUAGAGCAUUGAACCCCAGAAAGCAAGGGUUUUAAGUAUGGAAAGUCAAAAGGAAAGAUGGAGCUUGGGAUAGAGGAGAACUGGAAUCCCACGAGAUCUGAGCCAAGACAAUUAAGUAUAUAAGAAUGCUUCCUACUCAAAAGUAAUUUAAUUCAUUGGACAUUUAUUUAUUAAUUGUCUAGUAUGUAUUAAAGUUACAUGUCAGGAAAAGCUUUCUAAUAAUUAGAGCUAUCUAAAAUUGUAAUAGACUUCUUUGAGAGAUGAUGAGUUCCCUCUUCUUUGGAAGUCUUCAAGUAGAGGCUGGAUAACUAUUUCUUGAGCACAUUAUUACUGGUGAUCCUUUCAAGAAUGGAUGGGACUUGACUGUUGAGAUUCCUCCCUAUUCUCACAUGCAAUGAUUCCUAAUGGUGAAAACAAAAAUAAAAUAAGAAACAAUCAAUACAUAUUAAGUGGAAAUAACACAGUACAGGGAGUUAGGAAAAUAACUGAAUAAGAAUUCUGGCCCUAAUAUUUGUAUGAUCCAGGGGAAAUUAUUUAACCAGGGGAAAAAUCAACCUUGAUUAGCUAAUCUGUAAAAUAGGGACAAUAUAGUAUUUACAUCCCAAAAUUUUUGAAGAAAACUUUUUGUCAGUCUUCAAUCAGCUUCAAAAGAACUGUGAUUUUAUUGAAGUGAACACUUCCUCCAUUCCAAAUUUAGUUUUCAUGGGUUGACUUCAGCUUUAGAUAGAUCAAGCUUUAAGUGCAAGCAAGACUCUCAUGAAAAUUUUAUUUGGAAAGAGAAAACAAGACCAGAUUUGUCAGCCUAGGAGAGAAAGUUAAAACAGAGCAUUCAAAAGUUCUCUAACCUGAGAGAGUCAAAGACUGAGUCUUGAAAAGUACCUCAAUUAGGAAACAAGAGGAAGAAGAUAAAUCACAAAAAGAAACAGGAAUAAUGUGGAUCAAGAUCUAAAGAGAACAAGAAAGGAGAUUUUUUUUUUCAGGAAAGGACUUAAGAUACUUCAGUGGAUCUGUUAUCUCAAUCAUACCCCCCUCCAAAUUUUCCAGAUCAUCACUAUUAGGAAUAAUGUCCUAGAUUUCUGACUAAGGAAACAGAUUAAUUACCAAAAACUUAUUCUAAACAAAAAACAACAACAACAAAAACUUUCACCAAUAACAAGGUAAAAAAGUAAAUAAAUUACAUGAGACGGAAUAAUGAGGAAGAAAUCU
Molecule: messenger RNA, 5659 nt
Organism: Sarcophilus harrisii (Tasmanian devil)
Lineage: Eukaryota; Metazoa; Chordata; Mammalia; Dasyuromorphia; Dasyuridae
Gene: NYAP1
Product: neuronal tyrosine phosphorylated phosphoinositide-3-kinase adaptor 1
Exons: 7
Coding region: 922-3441 (839 amino acids)
Biological process (GO): neuron projection morphogenesis; phosphatidylinositol 3-kinase/protein kinase B signal transduction
Source: RefSeq, a predicted model, not a curated record